AUGGCAACUGCUGCUAACGAAAACAAUGAAAAUCCAAUACCCAGUUGUUUAGGAAGCUGCAGUAAUUAUGAUGAAUUUAUGGCUGCCUUCAGGGUUCUUGUUGUUGAAGACGAUCCCACUUGUCUUUUUAUAAUCAAAACUAUGCUCCAGAAACUAUACCAAGUUACCGCAUGUCGUCGAGCAAAGGAUGCUUUAUCUAUGCUUCGGGAGGAUAAAAACAGGUUUGAUAUUAUCAUAAGUAAUUUGCGGAUGCCAGAGAUUGACGGCUUCAAGCUCCUUGAGAUUCUUCAGUUGGAGUCCGUGGAUUUGCCUGUUGUUAUGAUAUCGGCAGAAGAUGGAAAAGAAAUUGUUCUCAAGGGUAUCAUCCAGGGCGCCUGUGAUUAUCUGGUGAAGCCUGUUUCCAUGGAGAGAAUAAAAGUCAUAUGGCAACAUGUUAUCCGCAAAAAAUAUACUCGGUUUAAAGAACUAAAGCAACCCAGAAAUGCAGACAAUGAACUUCUACAAAUUGAAGGAAACAGUCAAUCAUUGAAAAGAAGAUUAAAUGACGAUCAAGAAGACGAGGCCUUAGAGGUCACCGGCGGAAAGAAGCCACGGGUAACUUGGACACAGGAGCUGCAUCAGAAGUUUGUCACUGCUGUGAAUCAACUGGGCCGUGAUAGGGCUGUUCCUAAGAGAAUCUUGGAACGCAUGAAAGAGAUGAAUGUUUCUGGUCUCACUAGAGAAAAUGUGGCUAGUCACCUUCAGAAAUACCGUUUGCAUCUUCAAAGGCUAACAGAAUCUCCACAUGAGAUUGGGCAAUCCCGAGCCUACAUUGAUCCUGGCAAAUCAAUUUUUGGGCAUUCUUCUUUAGUAACUCCAAUUUCGGUGGUGCCAAGUGUUGCCAUCCCAGAAGCCACUGGAUUUGACUCCAGAGGAGUUGGCUUGCCUUACGUUGAUCAAAGGAACCUCUAUGACUCCAGAAGUCCUGAAUCAAGUUUUUAUUCUGUAACUGAUUUGUCUAUUAAUAAUUAUCCUUCUAGGAGUACUGCUGCAGUAAUGGCUCCAUAUAUAAAUUUAUUGUCCCCAGCUGAGGAACUUGAAUAUAUGCAUCUGACAGACACUGCUCAGACUUCUACAAACUCAUCAAUGGUUGAGUUUAAGGGUGAAAAUAUGUGCCAGUUUAUGCCUGAUCAGUCUUUACUUCCUAUUGGGUACUAUGACGAUCAAGAAGCCACCUUGAACGGUCCACUUUUGUAGAAAGGCAUGUGCUAGCUGAGAUUGACUCCCAACUAAUUCUUCUCUGUUAGAGGCAUCCCACCACCCAGUCUUCUUGAAUCUUCAUUUCGCGUAUGGUUCUUUCUUUUCUUCUUUAAUCCUGAAAGAACUUCCGAGAAUUGAAUCUUGAAUCUGUUAUUGGGAUUUAGAAUCCCUGAA
Molecule: messenger RNA, 1413 nt
Organism: Mangifera indica (mango)
Lineage: Eukaryota; Viridiplantae; Streptophyta; Magnoliopsida; Sapindales; Anacardiaceae
Product: two-component response regulator ARR2-like
Exons: 6
Coding region: 1-1236 (411 amino acids)
Biological process (GO): phosphorelay signal transduction system; cytokinin-activated signaling pathway
Molecular function (GO): DNA binding
Source: RefSeq, a predicted model, not a curated record